This is a messenger RNA of Trichobilharzia szidati, 4706 nucleotides long. The record is from the annotation of a GenBank genome assembly. Lineage: Eukaryota; Metazoa; Platyhelminthes; Trematoda; Strigeidida; Schistosomatidae.
ACGGAACAUUGAACUUGUCUGGCAGUCGACGUAUGCAUUAGCUCGUCGUUUAAAUGAUGCGUUACAAUGAUUUCACAUAUGUUUCUGGUAAUGUUUAUUGGACAUUAUGAUUUCACCAUCCACGGUGUAUUUUGGUGACACCUUUGUUCAUAAUCAAUCAGAUAAGCAACGCGGGAGCCAAUAUGAUGGUCUUAAUGGUCAUGUGAAUUAUGUGGAUAAGAAGUCCUUUGGGGACUCGACAAAACUGUUGUGUGAUGCCUAUUUGCAGAGGAAACCUACCGACCACUCCUGCGUCACGGGUUCUUACAACCAAUUGUCUGAUGGCGGUAGCAGCUUUGUUGGUCUUUCUGGAAGUCUCGAACGCUUUGAUGAAACUAUAAGUUACAUGAGCAAGGAAUUCUCUCAGCUUGGACUCCUACUUAGUUCAUUGUUGACUACUUCUGCAGAUGGAUCAUCCACAUAUACAAUGAAACCGGAAUUGCAGACAUGUUUUGAUAGCCUGGCUGAACGCUUUCAGAUGGUUUCUAGGGAAAUCGAUCUUAUGAAAUCCCAAGUUGAGCUGGAACGUAACGCAAAUAUUAUGCGAUUAAGAUCUAUUUCUAGUUUAAAGUCCACUCUUGAAGAAGCAGAAAGCCAGCUGGAACAAUCACAAAAACUAGAACUUGAAAUAAGCAGUUUACGCGAGUCUAAUAAGCUUAUUAAAAAACAUUUUUACAAAUCUAAACAAAAUAAUUACUCAUCAAAAUCUAUCCAAGUCAACCUGUUGGAUAUUAUUUUCGCUACUGAAUCAAUAAACAGCUGUCUAGAACAAAACUAUGGUCGCAAACUUAGUAAUCACAAUGAAGGAAUGUAUGCUGUUUGGUCUAAGCAACAAGUGAAACAGACUGAUUCAAUGUCUUCCUUCUUUAAUACACUGAACACAUUGGGGAAAAUUUCAGAUCCGGUAAAUGGUCUUUCCAACUCUGCUUAGUGUUUGUCCCACCGCAUGUACUCUAUAAUUAGUGUAUAGUGUUGUAUGUUUUGCGUUCAGUUUACUUACCUUGUGAGUGUUGUUGCAUUUAGCCUGUAAAUGUUGUCGCCAUUUUUGUUGAUUGAAGUAAGUACCCAUUGUGUAAUAACUUCUGUUUUAUUGUCUUUGUGUCGUGCUUGUGGAUGGUUAGUUGUUAUACCGGGAUUUCGUGCAUGAACUUUUCCCUCAUUUAACUUCAUAUGAAAUUUACUUAUUAAUUUUCUUUUUUAUUACGUUUCUUCAUUCAUCUCUAGUUAAAAGAGACAUGUAUCAAUGAUUUACAUCAGUCUCCAUUGCAAGAGAAAUCUUUGUAUGAUAUAUCAAAAAUAAAGGCUCAAAUGACAUGUCACAAUGAUAAUGGUUCCUUCAGAUGCAUACGUCGAAGUUAUUCUCUGGAUGAUAACCGAUACGAGGCGACUUCUGGAUUACAGCCUCUAAACAAUGACGUGAUGCAGAUUUACAGUUGCUUAAGGCGAUGUUUAGGCUCUCAUGCUUUCGAUGGUCGAAUAAGUGUAACUGUUCUUGAAAAACUAUUCAAAUCUUUUAUGACUGGUGGAGGACCAUCGGCAUUCAAAGAAAUAUUUACUUCUGAUUUAUGUGACUCGAAUACUAAUCGGGAGAUCAAUGGUGGUUCUGCACAAGAAAUUAAGCAACUGAAAAUUCCAAAUGACUCUCACACAAAGGCUUUAAGUCUUGACGAACUGUUCGAAAGUAAAGAUUUACGGUCACAGUUAACUGCCUGCUUGAAAAUUGUCUCCGUGUUAUACAAUCGUCUUUCAACUGAUCAUGUACAAUUAGCCUCGUUAAUGAAUCAAUUGAAUCAAUGCAGUGAUUCAGUUUCUGUGACUUUAUCAACAGCAGCAAGUCAAUUGGUACCUGGUCCUGAGGUUCUAGAUGUAUGCUCAAAUUUGACAUCAGCUUGUAACCAGUUGAAACAUGUUCAUUCUCUUGCUUUGCAAUGUGAACAAGAAACAUCAGAUACUGUACAAAUUAUUUAUGCAUUUCAGCAAAGAUUAGAAGAAAGCCUAAACACAUAUGAUGUUAAAAUGCGUGAGACUGUUGCAAGUGCUAAGCAUACUUCUGUUCAGACAGAUUCUUUGACGAAAAAUGAAACACUGAAGCAAUCAGCGCCAGAUAGUUUAGAAAAUACUGGAUGUAAGAACUCUACAGGAAAAGUAGUUAAUUAUGAAACUUUGCUAAAAUAUGGUCUAGUUAGCCCAAGAAACGUACUCAAUAGAACCUUGAGACACUCUGGUUGCACAAAAUCUGACGAACCAGUUAAAUCUGAAUUACAAGAAGCCUUAUUGAACGCUUUAAGUCAGUUAGAUCGCUUGAAAAGGUAUCGUUCAACACAGAAAACACGUAUGGAUCAACUACAAGAACGAUUGGAUCAUGUAGGCAGUGAACUCGAUGCCAGCGUGGAUACUAUUCGCUACCAUCAGACAAAUUUUGAAGCACACAAACGUAGAUCUGCAAUGGAAACUGCUAAUUUACGUAACCAGCUAGCUAAAACAACUGCAUUGUUAGAGCAAUACAAGUUAUUGGUUAGUAAGGCUAACCUGAUCACAUCGACUUCAUUAAGUCAAAAUAUGCGAGCUCUUAUAAACAGUUCAGUUAAUAAAGAAAUAAAGAACCUACAGACCCAUGAUGAACUACAAAAUAUGGAUAAUCUUAGUAUUGAUGAUUUAAAACUGAAAUUGUCAAUUUCUCAAAAUGAACUAAAUCAGUUACGGUUAGAUAUAGUGCAUCAAAGAGAAGAUGCUGAUCGUGAAGCCUCGAGACUUCGAGGUCAAUUGGCUGAGGUCACCUCAGAUGCACGAGCUCUUCGAAUCCAGUUAAAUCGGCUUUUAUCUCAAAAUGUUUCAUCGAAUAAGGCUACUGGUUUAGAAAAUACCAACUGUCCAGAAACUGUCAGCUGUUCGAAUUGUCAAAAACUUCAACGUCUCAAUGAUCUACUACAAAGAAAACAGUCGAAAAUGAAUCCUAUUCCUGAUUUGAUCACAGAUCAAGGCAAUAUGAUGAAGUGUAACAAUGGCGUCUCUGAGAAUUGUAUCAACACGCAAAACAAGAGUUAUAUCCGAAAAACUUUGGAUAAUUCUACGCAGACAGAUGUAUUAAGUUGUGUUUAUCUUGAAGACAAUGUUUUAAAAGUGGACACAGCUAUUGAUCCUGUCGAUACGCUUACAGAUAGUUUUUUGACAAACAUACCAGUUUUAAAAUGCAAAUCCACUCAAACUGAAUCGUUUCUUAUGAUGAAUGGUGACAUAUUACCGUCUGAAUCCAAUCUAGCCGGUGAAAUAUCUUUAAUGGGUGAAAUUAUGAGAUAUGGUGGCGGCGUAAGUGAAUCGACUGUUUUGAAAGGCCUACCGAAUGAUCAUCAUACGUCUACGUCUAAAUACAAUUCAUUGGAGUCCGCAGCAUCAUCUUCUCUGAAGAAAUUUGAAGCUCGUACUGUCAGCAAUUGUCAAGCUUUAUUAGUGCAGUCGUCAGCUAAUGACUUAAAACAUUCUGAUUUGAGUAGUUUGAAUGAACCGGCCAGUGAAGAAGAAGAAGACUGUUCAUAUUCUGUUUUGCUGCGUCGAUUGAAAGCAGCUGAAGAGGAAGCAGCGAUGGCGAUGGAUCAAUUGAAGUCAAGCAAUGCAGAGUUUCUUACUUUAAGAGAACGAUUAUCGCAUGCAAUUGUAGAGCGUGCACAUUUAAAAGAAACUAUUGACGGAUUAGAUGAACAGGUUACUUUACUUGAAGAAUCGUUGUAUGAACGUACACAGGAAUUGCACAAGUGUCAAACACUUCUUGAGAAGCAUUGUCCUACCUACCAAAAGCCUACAUUUUCAGAUUCUGGUUGCUGUAUACCUGAGCCAAAAUCAUCAGUACCACAGACAAUUUCAAAACAGUUUCAAAAAUCAAAGUUAACAAAUCAGUAUACAGUUGAUUCAGCUAUUAUUGAUUUGAAGGGGCUUCUUCAAUCCUACCAGCCGCCACAAACAUUUAUUCGUUCGUCUUUCACGAGGUCAAACUAUGUUAAUCGACUCGUCAAAAUGAAUGAUCGUAUAUCAGUUUGGUUGACAUAUUUGGCACUACUUAGUAAACAAGUGACUUCCAGACUAUCUACUGGCAUACAGUACACUUCAUUUCGUUUACAAAGUCAACCUCGGCCCAAGCCAGUAUUGAUAUGCCUAAUCUACUUUCUUUUUAUACACUUACUCUUAUUACGUUGCUGGCUGUUCUAAGCCCAGUGUGUUGUUUCCCUUCCGUCGUCUAUUUACCCCCGGUAGUCAGCAUUAUCAUCCAUUGCUGUGUGUGUGUGUGUAUGUGUACAUCAAACGUUGUGUAGUUAGUGACGUGUUACAAUAAAUGGGAUGUUUCUGUGAUAUUUCGAUAAUAUUUGUUUUAUUAAUUUAUUUAUUUAAUAUAUUAUUUUUUCGAAUGAUCAUUUCGCUUUCUAAGGCGUAUCUCAUUAAACCUGACAACAACCAUUGUAAUUAUAAGUUCUUUCUUCCUUCAAAACGAUAUUUUAAAGAGCCUUGCUUAUACCUAUCUCAGUGUUAUUUAUUUGUGUUCUCUUAUCUUUCCUGUGAUUUUCAUUGAUCGAAAUUUUUCAAUAAAUUAAUAUGUGUACAACACCAUUGCGUGUGUGUGUUUUUUUUAAAUUGUCAUUGUGUGUGUGUGUGUUCAUGUUCUAUUUCAUUGUGUGUGU